This is a messenger RNA of Pangasianodon hypophthalmus (striped catfish), 2836 nucleotides long. It is a transcript of the gene tiparp, whose product is annotated as TCDD-inducible poly(ADP-ribose) polymerase. Bases 538 to 2469 code for a protein of 643 amino acids. The record is from RefSeq and is a predicted model, not a curated record. The transcript has 6 exons. NCBI's taxonomy places the organism in Eukaryota, Metazoa, Chordata, Actinopteri, Siluriformes, Pangasiidae. Gene Ontology annotation, molecular function: zinc ion binding; NAD+ poly-ADP-ribosyltransferase activity.
GCGCCCUCACGCUCACCCUCACCCUCGCCUUUCUUUCAGUGGUGAAUGAAAGGGAACGAUUUUCAACCGAUUCUCGUUAAGUCUUCAGAAGUGGAUAUGUCAUGCAAUUCUCUUUAUAGUGUUUAAAAUCCGGUUUUGGCCGGGCGAGCUCGCGCGAGGCGGGUGGGUGCUUUUAACGGAAGCCAGUAUGUGCUACGUGCGGAGUCGCUCGAGCAGCAUUUCACCACCGGCACGUAGGCAGAGUGCGCUCCAGAGCCAAGAGAUCUGAAUCAAACCCACACCAUACGACAUGUCCUCCCCCCUGAGAGCGACGUUUACAGCGCCGGUGAUUAUAUCGCGCGUGUAGGCUCCGUCCUGAAGCGCGCGCUGUUCCACUGUAAUACUGUGGAACGACUCGAGUGGUCGUUUCUGACAGUGAGCGCGCAGCAGCGUCCUCACGCAGCGCACUGCUCAGCACGGGGUCGCGGUUUGAGACGCAGGCGCGGUGUUUACGAGCCGACUCGUCGUUUCCGUUUCACUUCAGUGACCCCGUAAUCCAUGGAGAAAAGUUUAGGAAUGAUGCCGGAAGCGGAAGAGAGUGGAGCUAAAGUGUUGGGAAGCCUGGCCAUGGGCGACGGGGAGUUCUCGGAUCGCCGGCUCGGGCUCGUGGACAAAAUCCCGUUGGUGAAACCCUAUUUCAAGAAGAAGCACGCGCAGAGGAAACUGGACGCCAAGUGCCUGCGGGCGCUCGAUGACCCCAUUCUGAGCACGAUACUCAGCUCGGACGACCUGGUGACCGGUGAUGGCGUUUUCGUGCCGCGGAAUCCGCCGCCGGCGUCCGCGCAGCCGAGCCUGAUGUGCGCCGCGGCCGUGGCGGAGGAGGCGCGCGCCGACGCGACGGCGGAGGAGCUCGCGGCAGGCGAGCAAAAAGCGACCGGCGCGACGAGAGACUCCAGCGAGGCGUCUUCGCGCGACGCUGCGACGGCGGCUCGGUCCUCCUCGGUCCUCGAGGCGGCGGAGAAGGCGGCUGCGGCGGCGGCGGCGGUGGCGGUGAACGGCGUUGAGUCGUCCGCCGUCGUGCUCGGCGGUCACGGAGAACUUUUCCGCGACAAGAGCGACGAGGCCUCUUUGGAUCUAGUGUUCGAGCUGCUCAUGCAGCUGCAGUAUCACACGCGCCAGGACGACGGCGUGCACAUCUGCGUGGAUUUCUUGCGCGGCGCGUGCCUGUGUGGCAGUGAGUGCGCGCGGCACCACACCGCGCUGCCCUACCACUGGCAGAUCCGGCGCGCGGACACGCGCGUGUGGCAGAGUGUAGCCGAGGACGCGCAGGAGCAGCUGGAGAGACUCUACUGCAACCCGGACAAUGAACAAGUCCGGCUUAAAUUCCUGGGUCGAGUGUUUAUGCUGGACUUCAGUGCCAUGAGAGUGUGUGAUAUGGAGUUUGACCUCGUCAGACGGUUGUCCACGCCCUCCAGUUUUGGAGCCAUGCCCCCCAGCACAAGCCCCGCCUCCAACACAAACCCCGCCCCCAGCUAUCUCACAGUGUGGAAAUAUUACUGCAGAGAUAACUUCGGCUGGAGGGAGUACUCAGAGCCUGUGGUGCGUUUGAUAGAGGAAGCGACUGAGCGGGGGCUGAAGGAGGUGCGCUUCAUCACACUCCAGAACCAGUACAUCCUGAAUAUCCGCGAGGGCUUCCAGCAGAACGCCGUCUUCGGUUUCCGCCGCCAGAUCAAAAAACGACCACACUUCAUGUCCUCCAUUAGACUCUCACCCUACCUGCAGACUCUUGGAGGUCUCUGUGCUCUUGAAGUCGUCGGGCCGCAGCCUCUCUCACCCACAUCCUCCUCAGGACCCCGGCUUUUCCCCGAGACGUGGGUUCCCAUGAACCCUGACCAGGACUUUAUGCAGGUGCCGGUGUCACGUGAGGACCGCAGCUACCGCACCGUCUACAACCUCUUCCACAAAACAGUGUCCGAGACCAAAUUCCGCAUCCUGAAGAUCCUCCGCGUCCAGAAUCCGUUUCUCUGGGAGAAAUAUAAGAGGAAGAAGGAGUACAUGUCGCGGCGCAUGUCGGAGGCGGAGCGCCUGCUGAACGAGCGUCACCUGUUCCACGGCACCUCGCAGGACGUGGUGGAGGGCAUCUGCAAGCACAACUUCGACCCCCGCGUGUGCGGAAAGCACGCCACCAUGUUCGGCCAGGGUAGCUACUUCGCACGUCGGGCGGCGUAUUCGCACAGCUUUGCACGCCGCUCGCCGCGCGGCCUGCACUACAUGUUCCUAGCCAAAGUGCUGACGGGAAAGUUCACGGUGGGAAACCCGGGCAUGCGGCGGCCGCCCCCGCUGUGUCCUCGCCAGCCCGCCGGAGACCUCUUCGACUCGUGCGUGGACAACUGUGUAGACCCGCAGAUCUUCGUCAUCUUCAAUGACGACCAGAGCUAUCCGUAUUUUAUAAUCCAGUACGAGGAGGUGGCCAACACCGUCGCCAUCUGAGCAAACGUUGUGUGCUUGGGAGGACCGUUAUUCUUGUUUUUGUUGGAAGUCAUGGACGGUACGGACCGCUUAGUCGGCAGCGUGUGCAUGUUUGAGGAACUGACUUCCAGGCUUCCAUCCUGCAGCGUCGUGUGUCCGUACACGAGUCUGACCCCACUUUCGGUCGCUCGGACUUGACGCCGUCAUCGAAGCAUUGACUUUUUUUUUUGGAAAGACUCAUGCCCCUCCCUCAUCGCUGCCAUCCAUUUUCCGUACUUAAUUUGUUGUACAUAUGCUUUUCUUGUUUAUAAUUGAACUGUGUGCCUUUUGUUCAUAAAAAAUUAUUUAUGUUAGUUAAUGUAACAAAUAAAGAGUGAAAGUGAAGGUG